Sus scrofa (pig) is the source of this 10227-nucleotide messenger RNA. Lineage: Eukaryota; Metazoa; Chordata; Mammalia; Artiodactyla; Suidae. The record is from RefSeq and is a predicted model, not a curated record.
GAGCCGGGCGGUGGGGGAGGGAGGGGCGAUGUGAUGAGCGGCGAGUAGGCCCCGGGGCCUGUCCCGCGGAGGAGCCCGUCAGCUGGAGCCGAGGGAUAAAGUAGUUCCCGGAGGGUGUUGGAACGGGCGGGGAGGGAGGCGGCGCGGGCGGAGGCGCACGCCGGGCGCGGUGCUGCGGCUCAGCUGAUAAUUGAAGGGACCCGAGGAGCCGCCGCCGCCGCCGCCGCCGCCGCUGGGGGGGGGUGGGGGCAGCGAGUGGAAGUUACAGCCGCGCCACCGAGUCCGGACCGGAGACUUUGGGGCCCAACUAGUGAAUGGUAGUGUCUAGAAAGGGUAUGUCCCUUCAAGAGAGAGGUGCCAAUGUCCAACCGGCCUAAUAACAAUCCAGGGGGGUCACUGCGACGUUCACAGAGGAACACUGCCGGGGCCCAACCGCAAGACGACUCGAUAGGAGGAAGGUCACAUUUAGGGCAGGCAAAACAUAAGGGAUAUAGCCCUCCUGAGAGUAGAAAAUCUAAUUCUAAGGCACCCAAAGUGCAGUCUAAUACUACUUCUGAACUGUCAAGGGGACACCUUUCUAAAAGAAGUUGCAGUUCAUCAUCUGCUGUCAUAGUCCCACAACCAGAGGAUCCAGACAGAGCCAAUACUUCAGAAAGGCAGAAAACGGGGCAGGUGCCUAAGAAAGACAAUUCUCGAGGAGUGAAACGCAGUGCUAGUCCAGACUACAACAGGACCAAUUCUCCUAGCUCUGCAAAAAAACCAAAAGCACUUCAGCAUACUGAAUCUCCCUCAGAAACGAAUAAGCCACAUAGUAAGUCAAAGAAGAGGCAUUUAGACCAGGAGCAACAACAGCUGAAAUCUGCACAAUCUCCAUCCACAAGCAAGGCUCACACCAGAAAGAGUGGGGCCGCUGCUGCUUCACGGAGUCAGAAAAGAAAGAGGACAGAGAGUUCUUGUAUAAAGAGUGGUUCUGUGUCAGAGUCAACUGGUGCUGAAGAGAGAUCUGCAAAACCUACCAAGCUGGCUUCAAAAUCGGCCGCCUCAGCCAAAGCUGGGUGUAGCACCAUCACCGAUUCUUCUUCUGCUGCCUCGACUUCCUCCUCGUCUUCUGCUGUAGCCUCGGCCUCCUCUACUGUUCCACCAGGUGCCAGGGUGAAACAAGGAAAAGACCAGAACAAGGCCAGGCGUUCCCGUUCGGCGUCCAGUCCGAGCCCCAGGAGGAGUAGCAGGGAAAAGGAACAGAGUAAAACUGGUGGCUCUUCAAAAUUUGAUUGGGCUGCUCGCUUCAGCCCUAAAGUUAGCCUUCCUAAAACAAAACUGUCUCUUCCAGGGUCUUCUAAGUCAGAGACAUCAAAACCUGGACCUUCUGGAUUACAGGCCAAAUUAGCAAGUUUAAGAAAAUCUACCAAGAAGCGCAGUGAAUCUCCACCUGCUGAGCUCCCCAGUUUGAGGCGGAGCACACGCCAAAAGACCACGGGCUCCUGUGCUAGUGCCAGUCGGCGAGGCUCUGGCCUGGGCAAAAGAGGAGCAGCUGAAGCUCGUCGACAGGAGAAGAUGGCAGACCCUGAAGGCAACCAGGAGACGGUGAAUUCUUCAGCUGCACGGACAGACGAGACGCCCCAAGGAGCGGCAGCUUCUAGUUCUGUUGCAGGGGCUGUGGGCAUGACCACCUCUGGGGAGAGUGAAUCAGAUGAUUCCGAGAUGGGACGAUUGCAAGCUCUCUUAGAGGCCAGGGGUCUCCCUCCUCACCUGUUUGGUCCUCUUGGUCCUCGGAUGUCACAGCUUUUCCACAGAACAAUUGGAAGCGGAGCUAGUUCUAAGGCCCAGCAACUUCUGCAGGGACUUCAAGCAAGUGAUGAAAGUCAGCAACUUCAGGCAGUUAUUGAAAUGUGUCAGUUAUUGGUCAUGGGAAACGAGGAGACACUGGGAGGGUUUCCUGUCAAGAGUGUCGUUCCGGCUUUGAUAACAUUACUGCAAAUGGAGCAUAAUUUUGACAUUAUGAACCAUGCUUGUCGAGCCUUAACAUACAUGAUGGAAGCACUUCCUCGAUCAUCUGCUGUUGUAGUAGAUGCAAUUCCUGUCUUUUUAGAAAAGCUGCAAGUUAUUCAGUGUAUUGAUGUGGCGGAGCAGGCCUUGACGGCCUUGGAAAUGCUGUCACGUAGACACAGUAAAGCCAUUCUACAGGCGGGUGGUUUGGCAGACUGCUUGCUGUAUCUAGAGUUCUUCAGCAUAAAUGCCCAAAGAAACGCGUUAGCAAUUGCAGCCAAUUGCUGCCAGAGUAUCACGCCAGAUGAAUUUCAUUUUGUGGCAGAUUCCCUCCCAUUGCUUACCCAAAGGCUAACCCACCAGGACAAAAAGUCAGUAGAAAGCACUUGCCUUUGUUUUGCACGUCUCGUGGACAACUUCCAACACGAGGAGAAUUUGCUCCAGCAGGUUGCCUCCAAAGAUCUGCUAACAAAUGUUCAACAGCUGUUGGUAGUGACCCCACCAGUUCUAAGCUCUGGGAUGUUUAUAAUGGUGGUCCGCAUGUUCUCCCUGAUGUGCUCCAACUGCCCAACUUUGGCUGUUCAGCUUAUGAAGCAAAGUUUUACAGACAUUGCGGAAACCCUUCACUUUCUCCUGUGUGGUGCCUCCAAUGGAAGUUGUCAGGAGCAGAUUGAUCUCGUUCCACGAAGUCCUCAAGAGCUAUAUGAACUGACAUCUCUGAUUUGUGAACUUAUGCCAUGUUUACCAAAAGAAGGCAUUUUUGCAGUUGAUACCAUGCUGAAGAAGGGAAACGCACAGAACACAGACGGUGCGAUAUGGCAGUGGCGUGAUGACCGGGGCCUUUGGCAUCCCUAUAACCGGAUUGACAGCCGGAUCAUUGAGGUAGCAGCCCAUCAGGUCGGUGAGGAUGAGAUAAGCUUGUCCACUCUGGGACGAGUUUAUACUAUUGAUUUUAAUUCUAUGCAGCAAAUCAAUGAGGACACGGGAACAGCACGUGCCAUUCAGAGAAAACCUAACCCCUUAGCCAAUACUAACACUAGUGGAUAUUCAGAGUUAAAGAAGGAUGAUGCUCGAGCACAGCUCAUGAAAGAGGAUCCGGAACUGGCUAAGUCUUUUAUUAAGACAUUAUUUGGUGUUCUUUAUGAAGUGUAUAGUUCCUCAGCAGGACCUGCGGUCAGACAUAAGUGCCUUAGAGCAAUUCUUAGGAUAAUUUAUUUCGCGGAUGCCGAACUUCUAAAGGAUGUCCUGAAAAAUCAUGCUGUUUCAAGUCACAUUGCUUCCAUGCUAUCGAGCCAAGACCUGAAGAUUGUCGUUGGAGCUCUUCAGAUGGCAGAGAUAUUAAUGCAGAAGUUACCUGAUAUUUUUAGUGUUUACUUCAGAAGGGAAGGUGUAAUGCAUCAAGUGAAACACUUAGCAGAAUCGGAAUCAUUGUUGACAAGUCCACCAAAGGCGUGUACGAAUGGGUCGGGAUCCUUGGGGUCCACGACGUCGGUCAGCAGUGGAACAGCCACGGCUGCCACUAACGCCACAGCUGACCUGGGGUCCCCCAGCUUGCAGCACAGCAGAGACGAUUCUUUAGAUCUGAGCCCUCAAGGUCGAUUAAGUGAUGUUCUAAAAAGAAAACGACUGCCAAAACGAGGAUCGAGAAGGCCAAAGUAUUCACCUCCAAGAGAUGAUGAUAAAGUAGACAAUCAAGCUAAAAGCCCCACCACGACUCAGUCACCGAAAUCUUCUUUCCUGGCAAGCUUGAAUCCAAAAACGUGGGGUCGGCUAAGCGCGCAGUCCAACAGCAACAACAUUGAGCCGGCUCGAACUGCAGGGGUUAGUGGUCUUGCCAGGGCCGCCUCAAAGGACACCAUAUCCAAUAAUAGGGAAAAAAUUAAAGGUUGGAUUAAAGAGCAGGCGCAUAAAUUUGUGGAGCGUUAUUUCAGUUCCGAGAACAUGGAUGGAAGCAACCCUGCGCUGAAUGUCCUCCAGAGACUUUGUGCUGCGACUGAACAACUCAACCUCCAGGUGGAUGGUGGAGCUGAGUGCCUUGUAGAAAUCCGUAGCAUAGUCUCAGAGUCAGAUGUUUCAUCGUUUGAAAUCCAGCAUAGUGGAUUUGUGAAGCAGCUGUUGCUUUAUUUGACCUCUAAAAGUGAAAAGGAUGCUGUGAGCAGAGAGAUCAGAUUAAAGAGAUUCCUUCAUGUGUUUUUUUCUUCUCCACUUCCUGGAGAAGAGCCCAUUGGAAGAGUAGAACCAGUGGGCAGUGCCCCUCUGUUGGCGUUAGUUCACAAGAUGAACAACUGCCUCAGUCAGAUGGAACAAUUUCCAGUCAAAGUGCAUGACUUCCCCAGUGGGAACGGGACGGGUGGCAGCUUUUCUCUCAACAGAGGAUCACAGGCUUUAAAAUUUUUCAACACUCAUCAGUUAAAAUGCCAGUUACAAAGACACCCAGACUGUGCCAAUGUGAAGCAGUGGAAGGGCGGACCUGUCAAGAUUGACCCCCUGGCUUUGGUACAAGCUAUCGAGAGAUACCUUGUCGUUAGAGGGUAUGGACGAGUAAGAGAAGAUGAUGAAGACAGUGACGAUGACGGCUCCGACGAGGAAAUUGAUGAGUCUUUGGCUGCUCAGUUCUUAAAUUCAGGAAAUGUAAGACACAGGCUACAGUUUUACAUCGGAGAACAUUUGCUGCCAUAUAACAUGACUGUGUACCAGGCAGUCCGGCAAUUCAGUAUACAGGCUGAAGAUGAGAGGGAAUCCACGGACGAUGAGAGCAAUCCUCUAGGAAGAGCUGGUAUCUGGACGAAAACUCACACAAUCUGGUACAAACCUGUGAGAGAGGAUGAAGAAAGUAAUAAAGACUGUGUUGGUGGUAAAAGAGGAAGAGCCCAAACAGCUCCAACAAAAACGUCCCCUAGAAAUGCAAAAAAGCAUGAUGAGCUAUGGAAUGACGGAGUGUGCCCAUCAGUAUCAAAUCCUCUAGAAGUUUACCUCAUCCCCGCGCCACCUGAAAAUAUCACUUUUGAAGACCCGUCAUUAGACGUGAUUCUUCUUCUAAGAGUGUUACAUGCCAUCAGUCGAUACUGGUACUACUUGUAUGAUAAUGCCAUGUGCAAGGAGAUUAUCCCAACUAGUGAAUUUAUUAACAGUAAGUUGACAGCAAAAGCAAAUAGGCAACUUCAAGAUCCUUUAGUAAUCAUGACAGGAAACAUCCCAACGUGGCUCACUGAACUGGGAAAAACCUGCCCAUUUUUCUUCCCUUUCGAUACCCGGCAAAUGCUUUUUUACGUAACUGCAUUUGAUCGGGAUCGAGCAAUGCAGAGAUUACUUGAUACCAACCCAGAAAUCAACCAGUCUGAUUCUCAAGAUAGCAGAGUUGCACCUAGAUUGGAUAGAAAAAAACGUACUGUGAACCGAGAGGAGCUGUUGAAACAAGCAGAGUCUGUGAUGCAGGAUCUUGGCAGCUCCCGGGCCAUGUUGGAAAUCCAGUAUGAAAAUGAGGUUGGCACAGGGCUUGGGCCUACACUGGAGUUUUAUGCACUUGUAUCUCAGGAACUACAGAGAGCUGACCUGGGUCUCUGGAGAGGUGAAGAAGUAACUCUUAGCAAUCCAAAAGGAAGCCAAGAAGGGACCAAGUAUAUUCAAAACCUCCAAGGCCUGUUUGCACUUCCCUUUGGUCGAACAGCUAAGCCAGCUCAUAUCGCAAAGGUUAAGAUGAAGUUUCGCUUCUUAGGAAAAUUAAUGGCCAAGGCUAUCAUGGAUUUCAGAUUGGUGGACCUUCCCCUGGGCUUACCUUUUUAUAAGUGGAUGCUCCGGCAAGAAACUUCGCUGACGUCACACGAUUUGUUUGACGUUGACCCGGUUGUAGCCAGAUCCGUGUAUCACCUAGAAGACAUUGUCAGACAGAAGAAAAGACUUGAACAAGAUAAAUCCCAGACCAAAGAGAGUCUACAGUAUGCAUUGGAAACCCUGACCAUGAACGGUUGCUCAGUGGAGGAUCUAGGGCUGGACUUCACACUGCCAGGAUUCCCCAACAUCGAACUGAAGAAGGGCGGCAAGGACAUACCCGUUACCAUCCACAACUUAGAGGAGUAUCUCAGACUGGUUAUAUUCUGGGCACUGAAUGAAGGCGUUUCCAGGCAGUUCGAUUCAUUCAGAGAUGGCUUCGAGUCAGUCUUCCCGCUCAGUCACCUGCAGUACUUCUAUCCCGAAGAGCUGGACCAGCUCCUGUGUGGCAGUAAAGCGGACACCUGGGAUGCCAAGACUCUGAUGGAGUGCUGCAGGCCGGACCACGGCUACACGCACGACAGUCGGGCUGUGAAGUUCUUGUUUGAGAUUCUCAGUAGUUUUGAUAAUGAGCAGCAGAGGUUAUUUCUCCAGUUUGUGACAGGUAGCCCGAGAUUGCCUGUUGGAGGCUUCCGGAGUUUGAAUCCACCUCUGACAAUUGUCCGGAAGACAUUCGAAUCCACGGAGAAUCCAGACGACUUCCUGCCCUCUGUAAUGACCUGUGUGAACUAUCUCAAGUUGCCGGACUAUUCGAGCAUCGAGAUCAUGCGGGAGAAGCUGUUGAUGGCGGCAAGGGAAGGGCAGCAGUCGUUCCAUCUGUCCUGACCACAACGAGGAACGCGGUGUCUGCCUGUUACAGCAAAAGAGAAAAAUCAUGAUUUCUUUUCUAAAUGUAUCACCUGAGUCAAGGAAACAUGUUACGCCUUCUUGUUGUAGGAAAAACAGCUCGCAGAUUAUACAAGAGACACUUGGUUCAUAUUCAUUCAUGGCCCCAUGGACUUAAAGUGAUCAGGCCCUAAAACGUUGUUGUGAUGAGGUUUCUUUAGCAAGUUCUUGUUUAAAUUAUCAUUUAUUUGAUGAGUGAAGUUUUUAACUUGCUUUGCUGUGUGAAAAUUUAAAAAAAAAAAAAAGGAUGUUUUUCCAGGCUGAUACAAUAAAUGUCGCUGUGCAGUUUAAUCCUGGGCUGUGUGUAUCCAUCUAGCUAAGUCUGCAGUUUUGUUUCCUCCAAAGACAAGUCAUGUACGUAAGUACAGAAAUUCAGGCUGACGUGUAUUUGACACACACAGUCUGGUGGCUUAGCUCCGUGUGCCUGUCACCCCCCGGAGUUCCCCGCCCCCUCCGUCCGUGUCUGUCUGUGCAGCCGACAGGGUCCUCUGCAGACGGCGCCCACGCCGGGACAUCUGCCCGAGCCGCGGGCUUUCGCUGUUCCGCGCUCUCUCUCAAAUUCAGACGAAAGUGAGAACUCAUGGAGCCUCGACACACGUUGUCGAUCUACAUUGAGCCUUUGUACCUAAGCAGCCUUCUCCUAGAGCUUCGUCUGAAGGCGGUUGGGUAUUGCCGGCCCCGCACCAGCGAGGCCCGCAGCCGCCGCCCCUGGAGCAGAGGCGGGGAGCUCGCGUUCGUUGCUGUUGCGUCUGCCGCUCGGGCCGGCCAGGAUGUGUGCCUCGACGGCCAGAGCGCCUUGAAUCGCUGUAGGGUUUUCAACCACCUGAGCCGUCUUCCUUCCCUGUUGGCGUAAAAAAGGACGUCCCCCUCGUUUUUUGUCCCCCGUGUCCUUGCGUCACCCCGCUCGCUCCCAGGACUCACUCGGGACAGACAGACAGCUCAGCCUUCGUCUCCGCACAGACACAAGCACCUGCGAGCAGUGCUCUGUCCAGUUGUUCUAUGUGCUGAUUUCUCAAAUCUGCAAUAAUUCAUCAGAUUCAUGUUUUUAACCUGAAAAUAAGUAGCGUUUGCCUCACGUUUUUGUUGACAGUUGCGGGCUGUAUGCCUACCUUCAGUUGUCAGCGCGAGCGGGUCGUCACGUCUCUGUGAUGUGCGUGCGUCACGGCCAAGUCCGCUCUUCAGAGACUUUAGAAUAGCAACUGAAGAACGUAAACAUGCAGAAAGAAAACGGGAGGCGAUCCCUUCCUUCCUCCGGUUCAAAACUAAGCUUCUUGCAUAAAUUCGAAUUUCCAUAACUCAUCUUCCUGAAAACGAGAGAUGAGGUCAUUUUUUUUUUAAUUGGACUUUGAGAAAUCAAUUUCCUUUCGCCUGUUCCAAAGUCUGGCUGAAUUGAUGUGCAUACCGUUUGUUCCCUUCCCACUACGUAAAAGAAACUCAGUGGCUUGUCUUAUUUAGGUUAUUACUUUGUCGUUUUCCACUGAAAUGCCUUCUAGGGAGCUUCCCUCUCACCCCCAUGACCCUGGGCAGUGGGACGGAGCUGGUAGAGGAGCGUGUCUCCCCCGUCUGGGCAGAGGCUCUGGCAAGCCAGCCUCCACCUCGAAAUCGGAGAAGGGGUUGUGUUUCUGCAGUUCUGACGUUGCGGUUUAGUUCAGCGAAACUGGUGUUGAAGGAUAAACUGUUCUGAUACCUUUUUUUUUACCAAGUAAGCACAAAAGAUUUUUGCGCGAACACAACAUUUUGUCCUCAUUUUCUAAAGGGUUCUAUUGUUACAAUUCAGGCAUGUGUAAAUGUUUCCUAUCCAAAUACCUGUAUUUAACAUUUUAUCCAUAUCACGGCCCUGGCAGAUUUGGCCUCAUUGAUUUCAGCAUCUAACAAGUAACAUUUGAUGAUUUUGAAUCAAACUCUGGCGCUUGAUUGUCUCAGAGUCAGUAGUUAUCUUGUUUGAACACUUGGUCUUUAGCUUACUCUUAAUUCUUGGGAUCCUUGGUUAAUUAGGGACAGGGAGACUUCCCAUUUUAAAGCAGUCUCUCUCGGCAGAAGCCUUACUAUCGCAUUGUAGGAAGAAAUAUACUCCAUCUGCUCUCACUCCAGUUAUGCCUUAAAUUCAUUUGCUUAGUUAUCCUGUCAACAAGCACUGCUUUCCAAGUAUGUUGCACACACAGACAGUAGGGCAGUAACUGAGCUUCUGUUGUCCUGUAGAUUUUGCUGAGGUGGAGUCAGUCAGAUGGGAGUCCCAGCUAACGCGGACCGUGUGGCAUUGUCCUUUAGACAUGUACUGAUGGGAUCUGCCUUGUAUACGAAAACAUUUUAAACUGGGAAGGAAGAGUUAGUUACAUGCACACCCCUCCUCCCCAUCCCCCCCCCCAAACUGUCGGUUCUAGGUAGUCUCGUAUGGAACAGACAUGGAGAGAAUUCUAGAUGCCUUCGCCAAACCCAGUAGGGACCAUAUCGCAUGGCUGCUCAUCGGAGGUAGACUUUUCUCUUCCUGGGCUUCAGCUCUGGUUCCCUGUGUUUGUGCUGGUGGGACUUUGGUUCACCUUCACAUUCUGUACAAAAGACAGGAUCCUACAGGCUCUCUUUCCUGCAUGCAGCCCUCCUGGUGCAUUUGGCACAUGAGAUGCGAAGGAGAGGGACGGCUGGCUGCUCGCCCCGUCACUUCGUGUUCUGGAGCGACUUCUUUAGGGCCUCCCGUGGGUAAGGCUGAGGGACAAAGCCACUUCUGCGUCCAGGAGAUUAGAUUCAACUCUCGGUUUUCCACAGGAAGGAUUAUCACCCGCGAAUUGUAAGUCUGUCUUCCCCUUUAGUUCAACGGGCGUUGAGGUUGUGCUCCCGCUUCCCGUCAGUGAGCCAACUCAGGAAAUGGGAAUGGGGCUGAGAUUCCACCGCAAAUGUGAUGAAAAGGGAGACUUGCUGGGCAAAGGCAGAGUCGUGCAUUGGGAACCCACAUCCUCGGGGGGAUUCUGGGUGCUCUUGUUGAGUCGUAGCAGUGAUGAAGCCUUUCAUUCAUUGAUCUUCGGCUUUGUUUUUUUGGACCCACUUUAUUUUCCCUACUGUAACGAGCGCAUUGUUUGGAAACGUCAUGCUCUGUAUUUCUAACUCUGAGAAAUGCUUUUGUAUGGGUCUUAGGUUUGACGCUGCAGGAGCUGGCAUAGCCAGUAAAGGAUACCCCAGUGACAGAUCGCCGCAAAUGCGUCCUUUGUUACCUCAAAGGGAAAAAAACCCCACAAAAUCCAGACAACAUAGAGCAUUUGUAUUUAUAGGAAACGGAGGAUUGGCUGUUUUCCAAGAACUUCAAGUUCAUUCUACGCAAGAAAAAGUUCUUAACUCUAAAAGACUUGUUCUGCAUAAAGGAGACAUUCAUUAAUGACGGAAGAGGUGGUUUUAUUUUUACAACAAGCCUACUCUUAUUACCAAACCUAUAACCAAUUGCUGAUCUCCUGUGUAAAGCAUCUUUUUCUCUUAUCUGAAACAGUGAUUUAUAUGAACUGUUGGAAUAAUGGAACCUCAAACUACAGAUGUGUAUGUAAAAUUGCAUAAAUGCACUGACUUCUUUCUCCCUGAAUAUAUUUUUAAUAAACAGCAUUAUCC